Vitis riparia (riverbank grape) is the source of this 5022-nucleotide messenger RNA. RefSeq names its product probable serine/threonine-protein kinase DDB_G0282963. Gene Ontology annotation, molecular function: aspartic endopeptidase activity, intramembrane cleaving. The record is from RefSeq and is a predicted model, not a curated record. Bases 1 to 5022 code for a protein of 1673 amino acids. The transcript has 5 exons. NCBI's taxonomy places the organism in Eukaryota, Viridiplantae, Streptophyta, Magnoliopsida, Vitales, Vitaceae. Gene Ontology annotation, cellular component: membrane.
AUGGUGAUGAUAAUGGUAAUGGUAACAGUGACUGUAACAAUGACAGUAAUGGUAACAGUUGUGGCAACAGUUAUGGUGACGGUGACGGUAACGGCCACGGUGAUGGUAAUGAUGAUAGUGAUAGUAAUGGUGAUUACGGUGAUGGUCACGGUACCGGUAAUGGUAACAAUAAUGGUGACGGUGAUGGUGACAGUGACAAAGACUGGUGACGAUGACUAUAACGGUAAUGGUAACAGUGACGGUAAUGGUGAUGGUAAUGGUCACUGUAUAGGUAACAGUCGUAGUAAUGACAAGAGUAACGGUAACGCUAACGGUAUCAGUGACAGUAAUGGUGAUGGUGACGGUGACGGUAAUGUGACAGUAACGGUCACGGUCACAAUAACGGUAACGAUGACGAUAACAGUAACGAUUACGGUAAUGGUGACGGUAAUAAUAACAGUUAUGGUAACGGUAAUAGUCACGGUAACAGUGACGGUCACGGUGAUUGAAACGAUGAUGGUAACGGUGACGGUGACAGUGAGGGUGGCGAUAACUGUGAUGGUCACAGUGACGGUGACGGUUAUGGUAACGGUCAUGGUCAAGACUAACGAUAUCGAUGACGGUAGUAACAGAAACAAUAACGGUAACGGUGAUGCUAAAAGAUACGAUAAUGGUAAUGGUAACGGUGACGGUAAUGGUUAUGGUAACAGUUUCGGUGACGGUGACGGUAACGGUCACGAAAAUGGUGAAGAUAAAAGGAUCGCGGAUGGCAACAGUAACGAUAACGAUAAUGGUGACGAUAUUGAUAAUGGUGACAAUAACAGUAACAGUGACGGUAACGGUAAUGGUGAUGAUAAAUAUGACGGUAACUUUAACGAUAACGGUAAUGGUGAUGGAAAUGGUAACGGUAGCAGUUACGGUAACGGUAACGAUAACAGUGACGAUAACGGUAACAAUGAUGGUAAAGGUGAUGUUGACUAUAAUAGUGACGAUAAUGGUGACAGUAACGGUAAGAAUGACGAUAACUUUAACGAUAACGAUAAUGGUGACGGAAAUGGUAAUGGUAGCAGUUACGGUAACAGUAACGAUAACAGUGACGAUAACGGUAACAAUGAUGGUAAUGGUGAUGUUGACUAUAAUAGUGGCGAUAAUGGUGACAGUAACGGUAAGAAUGACGAUAAUUAUCAUGAUGAUGGUAACGAUGACGGUGAAGGUCACGGUAACGGUAACGGUGACGAUUACGGUGACAGUGAUGGUAAUGAUGACGGUAACAGUGAUUGUAACGAUGAUAGUGACGGUAACAGUGAUUGUAAUGAUGACGAUAAUGGUUAUGAUUGCGAUUACGAAAACGGUUACAAUUGCGAUUACGAUUACAGUUAUGGUGACGGUAACGAUUUCGGUGGCGGUAACGGUUACAGUGACGGUAACGGUGACAGUAACACUAACAGUAAUGGUUAUAAUAACGGUAACGAUUACGGUAACAGUGACAGUAACGGUUACGAUAAUGAUUACGGUAAUGGUUUUGGUAACGGUUACGAUAACGAUAACACUUACGAUAACAGUAAUGGUGACUAUAACAAAAACGAUAACGGUGAUGGUAACGGUAAUAGAAACGGUUACGAUUACAGUAAUGGUGACGGUAACAGUAACAAUAAUGGUAACGAUAAUGGUAACAGUAAUUGUGACGAUAACAGUAAUGGUAAUGGUAACAGUGACGGUAAUGGUAAUAGUAACGGUGACGGUGACGGUAACGGUUACAGUGACGAUAACAGUGAUAGUGAUGGUGAUAGCAAUGGUAAUGGUAAGGGUGACAAUGACGGUGACGGUAAAUGUGAUGGUGACAUUAACAGUGACGGUGACGGUAACAGUGACGGGGACGGUGACGAUGACGAUAACUGUAACGAUUACGAUGACGAUAAUGAUUACGGUGACAGUGAUGGUGAUGAUAACAGUGACAGUAAUGGUUAUAAUAACGGUAAAGGUUAUGGUAACAGUGAUGGUAAUGGUUACGAUAACAAUUACAGUAAUGGUUAUAGUAAUGGUAACACUAAUUGUAACGGUUACGACAAUGGUUACUGGAACGGUAAUGGUGUCGAUAACGUUGACGGUAACAAUAUCGAUAAUGGUGACGAUAACAGAAAUGAUAACGGUGACGGUAACAGAAACGAUAACGGUGAUGGUAACAGUAACAGUAACAGUAACGGGGAAGGUGAUGGUAACGGUGAUAGUAACAGUUACGAUUACAAUAACGGUGAUGGUGACAGUAAUGGUAAUGGUAACGGUCAGGGUAAUUGUUAUGGUAAUAGUAACGGUAACGAUAAUUGUGACGGUAACAGUAACGGGAAAGUAACAGUAAUAGUAACGGGGAAGGUGAUGGUAACGGUUACGAUUACAAUAACGGUGAUGGUGACAGUAAUGGUAACGGUAACGGUCAGGGUAAUUGUUAUGGUAAUAGUAACGGCAACGAUAAUUGUGACGGUAACAGUAACAGUAACGGUAACAGUGACGGUAACGGUGCAAGUAACGACCACUAUCACGAUCAUAAUAAUGCUGACGAUAAUGGUGACAGUGACGGUAAUGGUGAUUGUAACGGUUACGGUGACGAUAAUGGCAACAGUGACUGUAACAGUAACGGUAAACGAUAACGGUGACAAUGAUGGUGACAGUGGCAAUAACAUUCACGGUUACAGUGACAGUAACGAUGACAAUAAUGGUAACGGUAACGACGACAGUAAUGGUUACAAUAACGAUUAUGGUAACGGCUACGAUGAUGGUAACGGUAAAAGUAACAAUAAUGGUAACAAUGAUGGUGACAGUAACGAUAACGGUAACGAUCACUGUAAUUGUGACGAUAAUAAUAACGGUAAUGGUAACAAUAAUGGUAAUAGUAAUGAUGACGGUAACGGUGAUGAAAAUGAUAACGAAAACGGUGAUGGUAACCGUGACAACAACAAUAACGGUAACGGUGAUUGUAACAAUGAUGGUGACGGUAACAGCGAUAAUAAUGGUAAUAGUGACAAUGCCGGUGACGAUGACGGUGGCAGCAACGGUCACAAUCACGUUGAUGGUAACAGUCACGAUACCAGAGACGGUAAUAGUGAUGGUUACGGUAACAAUAACGAUAACGGAAACGGUAAUGGUAUCGAUAACAGUAACAAUAACGGAACCAGUGACGGUAAUGGUAAUGGUGAUGGUAAAAAUAUGAUAACAAUAACGGGUGACGGUAACAGUAAUUGUAACAAUAAUGGUGACAGUGACCAUAUCGGUAAAGAUAAGGGUGAUGGUGAUUGUGAUGGUGACAGUAUCGAUAAUGGUAACGAUAACGGUGAUGGUAACCGUAACAAUAAUGAUAAUGGUGACGAUAAAAGUAACGAUGAUGAUAACAGUGAUGGUAACUACAAUAGUGACGUUGACAGUGACGGUAACAGUAACAGUGACGAUAAUGAUGAUGAUAAUGGUGAUGAUGAUAGUAAUAGUAACGUCACGAUCACUGUAAUGGUCACAAUAACGGUGACGGUAAUGGUUACACUGACGGUAAUGGUAAUGGUAACGGAAAUGACGACGGUAACAAUAACGGAAACGAUAAAGGUAACGCUAACAGUGAUGGUAACAAUAACAGUAACGGGUAACAGUCACGGUGACAAUAAUUGUAAUUGUAACGGUGAUGGUGACAGUAACGGUUAUGGUGAUGGUGAUGGUGAUGGUAACGGUCACGACAACGGUGAUGAUAACAGUAUCGAAGAUAGUACCAGUAAUGGUAACGGUGACGAUAACUGUAUUGAAGACGGUAACAAUAAUGGUAAUGAUAAUGAUAACGAUAACGGUGAUGGUAACAGUAACGGUGACGGUAAUGGUAACGGUGACGUUGACAAUCAUAGUGACAAUAAGGGUGAUAGUAAUGGUGACGGUAACUGUAAUGGUGAUUGUGAUGGUGAUGGUAAUGAUAACGGUAAUGGUGACGGUCACAGUGAUGCUAACGGUAAUGGUAAGGACAAUGGUGACGAUAAUGGUAACGAUGAUGGUAACGGUAACGGUAACGGUAACAGGGAUAAUCAAGGUAAUGGUAAUGGUGACAAUAACGGUAAUGGUAAUGGUGAUGGUAACGAUAAUAAUAAUGGUAAUGGUGAUGAUAACGGUAACGAUAAUAAUGACGAUUAUUGUGACGGUAAUGGUAAAAGUAAUGGUAACGGUCAUGGUGAUGAUAACAAUAAUGAUGACGGUGAUGGUAUCGGCAACAGUGACGGUCACGGUGAUAGUCAGAGCAAUGGCGAUUACGAUGAUGGUCACAAUAAUGGUAACGGUAACAAUAACGGUGAAGGUGACGAUGACUGUAACGAUAACGGUAAUGGUAACAGUGACAGUAACGGUGACGGUCACGGUAAUAGUCACUGUAUCGAUAACAGUCAUAGUAAUGAUGAGAUUAAGGGUAAUGGUAAUGGUAUCAAUGACGGUGAUGGUGACGGUAAUGUGACAGUAAUGGUCACGAUCACAUUGACGAUGACAAUAAUGGUUAUGGUGACAGUAAUGGUAAUGAUGAUGGUAAUAGUAACGAUUAUGGUAACGGUGACGGUAAUAGUAACAGUAAUGUUAAAUGUAAUGGUCAUAGUAACGGUGAUGGAAACGGUGAUGGUGACGGUGACGGUGGUGAUAACUGUGAAGGUCAGGGUGACGAUGAUGGUAAUGAUGAUAGUUACGAUAAUGGUCAUGGUACAGGUGACGGUAAUGGUCACAUUGACGGUGACGAUAACCGUGAUAGUAACGGUCACAUUGAUGGUGAUGAUAAUGAUGAUGGUAACGAUCAUGGUCACAGUAACGGUCACAUUGACGGUGGCGAUAAUGGUGACGGUAAUGGUUACGGUGAUAGUAACGGUAACAAUGACGAUAACAGUAAUGAUUACAAUAACGGUGACAAUAAUAGUAAUAGUAAUGGUAACGAUAAUAGUCACGGUAACGGUCACGGUCACAGUGAUUGAAACGGUGAUGGUAACAGUGAUAGUGACGGUGACGGUAACGAUGACAAUUAUGGUUACGAACACAGUCUAG